AUGCUUCUUUCAAGGUGCUUUCACAGCAGGUUAUAUGGCGUUUCCACUCCUAGUAACUUGCGACGUAUCGCUGUCAGGAGGUGGGUGUCAAUCACAGCACACGGUGCGUCGGCGGUGAAGGACCGAGUCGCCGACUCAAUGACGACGGCCACACCUACUGCUCAAGACAGCGAACAAUCUUUUGACGUCGUAGUGGUAGGGUCAGGCUGCUCAGGUCUAGCAUGUGCUAUGGUUGCAUCAAAGCACGGGCUGCGCACCAUCGUCCUCGAAAAGAGCAGCUUCAUCGGCGGCACAACAGCGUACUCUGGAGGUGGAGCCUGGAUCCCUAAUAACAUCCACCAGAAGUCUCUAGGUAUAAUAGACGAUUAUGAAUCAGCGAAUCGCUAUCUUCGCCACGUUCUUGGGGAUCUCUAUCACCACGAUGCAAUCGAUACGUAUCUGCGGCGCGGGCCAGAAAUGGUGGAAUGGAUGGAACAAAACUCAGAUGUGCAAUUCAAGCCAUGUCUUUUACCUGAUUACCACCCAGGAAAAGAAGGGGUAUGCACUGGCCGCACACUACUGACGCGAGAGUUUGAUGGACGCCAGCUUGGAAGACAACGUUUGCGCAGCAUCAGAUACACUCUGCAAGGUUACCAUGCAUUUGGGUCUUUACAGGCAGAUCCCGCGGAACUGGCCUUCCUGACGAAACCAUUUCGAAGCUUUUUGAACUUAUCCAAAUCUGUAAGGAAGAUUAUUCGAUACGGCAUUGAUAUCCUGCGAUACGGCAAAGGGUCAGAAAUGGCAAACGGCAAUGCCUUGGUUGGCCGUUUGAUGAAAAGCUGUGAUGCAGCAGGCGUCAUUGUGCGCACAAGUUCAGCCGUGGUAAGACUUGAAAAGUCAUCCGGUAAUUUCGUCGUCAAGGUCAAGCAGUCGGAUGGUAGCGAGAAGAGGAUCAUUGCCCGCAAAGGGGUGGUGUUAGCCAGUGGCGGGUUCGGCAGAUCGAAUUCUGCUCGAACACAUCUUCCACAUGAUUGGUCUAUGCCGCCCCCGAACCCAAAGAAUGGAAUUUUUGCUCCUAUCUCGUUGUUGAGAACAAAGAGUGGACAAAUCAGACGCUUCCCACACUUCUCAGCGGAUCGCACAAAGCCGGGGUCAGUGAUUGUCGGACAGGAUGGUCGUCGUUUUGCGAAUGAGGCCGAGCCAUACCAGGAGUUUGUCAACACAAUGCAUCAGCGUGGAAUUACGAAAGCUUUCAUGAUAGGAGACAGUAGGUUCCUCAAGGCUUAUGGGAUGGGAAUGGCGCUACCUUGGCCCAUGUCGCCGCGGGCUCUGAUCAGAGAUGGCUAUCUCCUGCGUGCUGAGAGCGUGGAGGAGCUUUCACGCAAGUUGCAAAUACCUUUGAAAUCACUACGGGAAACGCUUGAUUCAUGCACUAAGAAUGCUGAAACCGGAAUAGACCCCGACUUUGGGCGCGGCGAAUCUCCGUACGAUAUCUUUCUCGGCGACUCGUCCGCAGGCUUCCGGAACCCGAGUCUUGGAACCUGUCGCAACCCGCCUUAUUAUGCUGUGACACUCUAUCCUGGAAAUGUUAGCUCCACUUACGGUCUUCAGACCAACACUGCCGCCCAGGUCAUCGGCACAGGUGGGAAAUCGAUAGCAGGACUUUACGCGGUUGGCGUUGACGCAAAUUCAAUCAUGCGUGGCGAGUACCCAGGAGGAGGGUCAAGCAUAGGCGUCGGGAUGACUUUUGGAUAUCUCGCAGCUCUUCACAUAGCCGGCUUGAAACAGGAGUAA
This is a messenger RNA of Neoarthrinium moseri, 1773 nucleotides long. RefSeq lists its product as uncharacterized. Bases 1 to 1773 code for a protein of 590 amino acids. The transcript is spliced from 2 exons. NCBI's taxonomy places the organism in Eukaryota, Fungi, Ascomycota, Sordariomycetes, Amphisphaeriales, Apiosporaceae. The record is from RefSeq and is a predicted model, not a curated record.